Messenger RNA from Rhipicephalus sanguineus (brown dog tick), 792 nucleotides. It is a transcript of the gene Adi1, whose product is annotated as acireductone dioxygenase. The transcript has 4 exons. Bases 119 to 676 code for a protein of 185 amino acids. Gene Ontology annotation, molecular function: acireductone dioxygenase [iron(II)-requiring] activity. The record is from RefSeq and is a predicted model, not a curated record. NCBI's taxonomy places the organism in Eukaryota, Metazoa, Arthropoda, Arachnida, Ixodida, Ixodidae.
AGGAGAGGAGAAAGGCAUGGAGAAAGGGGGUGGAGUUUGUUGCCAUUUCUGAGGUGCGUGUUCGCUGCGCUGACGCAGUUUUCGAUAAUUUCGGAAUUUGACGGCCAGGCAGAUAGAAAUGGUGCGAGCCUGGUAUAUGGACGACGACUCGUCAAUCGACCAACGAGAGGAACACCAACUGGACCCGCCUGUGCCGGUGUCGUUGGACGAACUUCGUGAGAAGAGCGGAGUCCUCUAUUGGAAGUUGAACGCCGACACAUACGAGGAGGAUGGCGAGCUCGAGAAGAUCAGGAAGGAGCGAGGAUACUCGUACACAGAUGUCAUUGAGAUAUCCAAGGAUAAACUACCGAACUACGAGGAAAAGAUAAAGACAUUCUUCCAAGAGCAUCUGCACUCUGACGAGGAGAUUCGCUUUGUCUUGGCUGGGAGUGGCUACUUUGAUGUUCGAGAUUGCCAUGACAAGUGGAUAAGGAUCGCGGUAACGAAAGGAGACCUCCUCGUUUUGCCUGCUGGCAUCUACCACAGGUUCACUCUUGACAAGCAGAACUACAUCAAGGCCAUGCGGCUGUUUGUGGGAGAGCCCGUCUGGACACCGAUCAACCGUCCUGCCGAUGAGCAUCCAGCGCGCCACCAGUAUCUCGAGACUCUUAGACAAGCCUGCGAUUGCGCUGUGUAACCUGGAAACAGGCACACAAGCAAGACACUACAAGGAAACCAUGUGCCUUAUAUCGCUACACAAAUAUUUAAUGUAAGUGUAGCGGUCCAUGUUAAAUAAAUAUAUAGAUUUAUUUU